Messenger RNA from Scophthalmus maximus (turbot), 985 nucleotides. Its product is annotated as heat shock protein beta-7-like. The record is from RefSeq and is a predicted model, not a curated record. Lineage: Eukaryota; Metazoa; Chordata; Actinopteri; Pleuronectiformes; Scophthalmidae. The transcript has 4 exons. Gene Ontology annotation, cellular component: cytoplasm; nucleus. Bases 233 to 577 code for a protein of 114 amino acids.
GACACACUGAAUAUCUCCGAUCCGUGUCAUCCUCCAUUCCAACUAAAUCCUCCAGGGGACCAGGACACGUCCGCAUCCACACCCCAGGGCCCCCACAAAAUCUCAGUAGCCUUUAAAAGACUCAUACACAGUGACACUUUCAUCAGAGACCAGGGAGACAUCUCUAGAUUAGAAUGACCUCUCUUGGAUUGUAGAUAAAGCCGGCCAGAGACGGUUCACCUUCUCAGUCCGUAUGGAGAAAGGUCGAGGUAUUUCCUCUGAAGAUUCAGGAUCAAAACCUCAGCAGGGCACCGGAGACCACCAAUUUGGAGGAAAUUCGUGUCCCACGGGGAAGAUCCAGGUCCUUGGAGACAUAUUCCAGUUCACUCUCGAUGUGAGCGAAUUCUCUCCCGAGGAUGUGAUCAUCACAUCCUCAAACAACCUGCUCGAGGUGCAUGCUGAGAAGCUGGGGGAAGAUGGCUCAGUCACAAAUACGUUUUCCCACCGAUGCACAUUACCAUCAGAUGUGGACCCCAUAUCUGUGACCAUGUCCAUGGAGAGCAGUGGGCUCUUGACUGUCAGAGCUCACAGGAUGUGAUCUCAGCACUGCGCCUCUGUGACCGUCCUGUGAAACGCGGCACCUUGGCGCCCUCUAGCUGCGAGCGAAAGGAUCACAUAAUGCACCAUUCACUGACUAUCGGAUAUAUGAGUAACCCAUCCAGUGCACUUGAGGCCUCCAAUAGUGCAAAUACUAAUUUUGAAAAGUGUGAUUUUCUACAAAAUUGUUAUUAAGUUUUAGCACAUAUGCUGCUAGCCAUGAAUUGUACAUAGUCAGAAGUGUAGCUGUACUUAACUGAUGAUUGUAUACGUAGAAUUACAUAAAUUAAACUACAUUGACAAAAAAUCUAGAAGAAAAAUAACAAAAAGUGUAUUUUUAAAUUUUUUAAACCAGUUUCCAAAAAUAAAUCAACAGCUGCCAUCUACCUGGAUGAGUCACUAACGUGUU